ACUGAGGGCUGUCGAGUGACAAAUUUUUUGGUUAAAUCCUUUAAGCACGUAAUUUUGACAUCGGCUAAUGUCGUUAACGAUGAAAAAACCAGCUGAGGACGUUUUGGUCGUCGGGAUCGAUUCGAAGGCCCAAGAAAAUGAAAAUUCCAAAUCGAAUUCCGAAGACUCGAAGGUGACAACAGGAGGUGUGAACUAUUUCGGGUGCACGAGAUUAAUCCGUGAUUUGGUUUUACUAACGAUGAAAAUAUCGUUUUCGAUCAUUUUCACUGCUGUGAGACUCCUCGUUCCACCUUCGAUGAAGAAUCUCGUCGGGGAAACCGUCGUCAUAACUGGAGCUGGUCGUGGAAUAGGAAGAGAAAUAGCGAUCAAGUUGGCGACUCUUGGCUGCAUCGUGGUUUGCUGGGAUAUCGACGAAGAGGCCAACCGAUCGACGAUCAGUAAAAUUAUCGAAGAAGGUGGAGAGGCCUACGGUUACCUCGUCGACGUUUCGAAAAGGCUGGAAGUUCGCGAAACCGUGAGAAUGAUGAGGAGGAACAAGGUCCCGGAAGUGACGAUCCUGAUAAACAAUGCAGCAGUUUUAAUCCAGAGGCCCUUCCUCGAGCACAGUUACGAGGACGUCGAGAGCACAUUCGGAGUCAACGUUUUGUCGAAUUUCUGGACGAUCGAAGCAUUUUUGCCUACGAUGCUACAAAACGGCUCAGGCCACGUGGUCUCGAUGUGCAGCAUGUGCGGAAUGUUCGGAGUCUCGCAGAAAGUUGCUUACUGCUCGUCCAAGUAUGCUGUUAGAGGAUUAAUGGACAGCAUUCGCGAGGAAUUACGAUUACACCCAGCCAAGCCGAAAAUAAAUUUAACCACGAUUUAUCCGUUCUACGUCGCCACCGGAUUAGCUAAGGAUCCCCAAUUUAGAUUUCCAUACAUAUUUCGUGCUGUGACUGCGGAGUAUGCGGCCGAGGAAGUGAUCAAAGCGGUGCGACGGAAUUACACCGAGUGCACGAUCCCAAGAUGCUUGUUUCCCCUCAAUUCUAUCAUCAGACUCUUUCCCGAAUCCGCGAAACUGAAGAUUCUCGAUUUCCUCUCGAAGGAGCAUCGUCAUUGAAGAAAACAAAAUACAAGGAUGAGUGACUCAUCCAGAGAAAACGAGGAAAACCACCGAAACAAUUCGCAUCCAAUCAAAGAAUUAUGCACUUUUUCUCCGGAUUUCUUGCCACUGAGUAUUUUGCAGUCUAUCACCAGCUUGACAUAGCUCAAUGUAAAAUUAAGCGAUUUAAAGAAUUUACGACGCACCAUUCGAGUCGUUAUUCUUACUUUUGCCUUCGUAAGUGACAGCUGUUUUUCUCACUUCUCACACCAAAGUUCUUUCGACAUUAAAUCGUUCCACCCGAGUGAGUGACGUCGAGGGCUCUUCGUCGCGAUUCCAUAGACGGUUUAAUGACAACCGGAUGGGCCCAUAAUUAUCAUUAUUGUUGUUAUAGAGUUGCGAUCGCGAAAUUUUUCUCGUUUUCAUACUUUGAGAAAAAUGAAAGAGGCACAGUUUAGGAAUAUUAGUUGUAUGACUUAAUUUUUACAGAUUUUUUCUUAGCGCUUAAGACUAUAUUUAAAAAAAAAAAAAAAAAAAAUUUCGCGGUCUUUUGUGAUUUUGUAAGGAUCGGACACAAGAGUUUAGAACACCAAACGAUAAGGCUAUACAAGUUACAUAACCUCUCAGAAUCGUAAAGUUUACGAUGGAGACUGAUAAACAGCACAUUCGUCACUGCAUUUUAUACGAAUUCCAACAAGGAAAAAAUGCUUCUCAAGCACGGGAGCCAAUCUGUAGUGGUCUUGGUGACGACGUUGUAUCUUAUGAAACAUGUAAUUAUUGGUACAAACUUUUCAGAAGUGGUAAUUUCGGUCUUGGUGACCAGCCGCGCCCUGGACAGCCUCGAGAGUUUGAAGAUGCGGGAUUGCAAGCUUUACUAGAUGAGCACUCAACGCAAACACAAAAAGAGCUUGCAGCUUAAUUAGGAGUCACCCAAACAGCAAUUUCCAAGCGUUUGCACCAAAUGGGAAAAAUUCAUAAACUUGGAAGAUGGCUGACCAAGGAUGUGUUGACCCAACACAACCUUGGUCAACGUAUGAACACGUGUCUUUCACUACUUGCCCGGCGACAAAAAAAGGACUUCUUGUGGAAAAUUGUGACGGGUGAUGAGAAGUACAUCUUUAACGAGAAUCCCAAACGUAAAAAGUCGUGGGUAGAUCCCGGGCAACCCUCUACAUCGACGCCGAAACCGAACAGCCACUUAAAGAAAGUUCUUCUGUGUAUCUGGUGGGACACGAAGGGUGUGCUUUAUUAUGAAGUUCUGGAAGCUGGUCAGACGGUGACAGCGGAACGCUACAGUCGACAGUUGAACAAAUUGAGCGAAGUACUGGAUCAGAAAAGGCCAUUCACUGGGCAAGGAAGCCGGCAAGUCAUACCGUCGCAUGACAACGCUCGACCUUACCUUGCUCGCGCGACUCAAAAAACCCUUUUGGAUUUGGGGUCGGAAGUUCUCCCGCACGCGGCAUAUUCACCAGACUCGUGGCACCAUCUGAUUUUCAUUUGUUCCGGUCAAUGCAGCACGGCUUAGAGGAUAAACAGUUCAAAACGCUUGAUGAUGUGCGUAAAUUCGUCGAUGAUUUUUUUAUCGCCUCGAAGCCUGCAAGUUUCUUUCGCGACGGCAUCCGUAUGCUACCUGAAAGAUGGCGCGAGGUCAUAGAGCACGGUGGACGAUAUAUUCAAGACUAAGUUCGUUGUUUGCUAUUUUUUAAUAAUUAAAAAAACUACUUGUGAAUCUGUAAAAAUUAAGUCAUACACAGCUAAUAUUUACAUUAAAAAAACGCCCUUGAAAAUAGCAAUUGGAGACAAAAGUUCAUCGGAAAUAGUGAAAAUCGAAUCGUGAAAUUCUUCAUCAACGAGAAAAUGAAAAUCGUAGUCUCCGAAUGCCUUUAAAUGCUUGUGAAUAGUGAUUUCGAUGGUCUCUGUGAUUCGGCGAUUUCAUGAGAAUAGGCGCGGACCACGAGUCCAAUUCGGACUGUUAAAAGUCCGUGUCCGAAGGGGAGAGAGCGACGAGGUUGGUGAGGAGCCUGCAGAGAACUGGCGGUUCAGUGUUUCACUUGCUUUGCGCGGUGCCACAUCGUGGCGAUGAAUGAGGAUUGAUUCGCACAUGCGAGCCUCGAUGCAGUUUCGCGCGAGUCAAUGACGUUUUAGAAAAGCUCAUAAACGACAAUUCUCAAGAGAUUUGCGUCGUUUCGUUUCAUUAUUAUUAUUGAGUUUUCAAUUUAAAAAUUUAGUCAUCCACGAUCACGUCAAUUGAUGAGUGAAAAAAACUGGGAUUUUCAUCGCACCGGAUCGGCGAUCGAUUUCCUGCUUUUUUCACUUCGAACUGCAGUGAAAGAGUGAAAAUUCCUUCGUAAAAUCAAAUUAUCUUCCGCCCUCGAUUUUUUCUGAUUUUGUUGACUCGUUUCUUGGAGCUCGGUUAAAAGG
Venturia canescens is the source of this 3499-nucleotide messenger RNA. RefSeq names its product short-chain dehydrogenase/reductase family 16C member 6-like (gene firl). The record is from RefSeq and is a predicted model, not a curated record. Gene Ontology annotation, cellular component: lipid droplet. Lineage: Eukaryota; Metazoa; Arthropoda; Insecta; Hymenoptera; Ichneumonidae. The coding region runs from base 68 to 1096 and encodes 342 amino acids. The transcript has 8 exons. Gene Ontology annotation, molecular function: oxidoreductase activity, acting on the CH-OH group of donors, NAD or NADP as acceptor.